Molecule: messenger RNA, 3329 nt
Organism: Schistosoma haematobium
Lineage: Eukaryota; Metazoa; Platyhelminthes; Trematoda; Strigeidida; Schistosomatidae
Exons: 14
Coding region: 303-2552 (749 amino acids)
Biological process (GO): intracellular signal transduction; peptidyl-serine phosphorylation
Cellular component (GO): nucleus
Molecular function (GO): ATP binding; protein serine/threonine kinase activity
Source: RefSeq, a predicted model, not a curated record
CUUUUCAUCAAGCUUUCCGAAAGAAAAGUUGAUAUUUUCUUAAAAAUUCAACAUAUCUCAGAGUUUUCACAGAUUGAAAUCAUGAGUCAGAGUGACUCACUGAUACUUCAUCGGUUUGUACUGAUUUUAUAUAUCUAGGUUCCUACCUGAGCUAUAAGUAAUUAAUUUUAAUUAGAAAAAGAAGUUAGGUAAGCCAAUGUCUCUCUUGUUCCUCUCAUGACCACUACAACCAUUGGGCAUUGUAAAUCGUUGUUCAUAAUACUUGGAAAUGCGCAUCAAAAGGUCGCGCGGGCGUUCCAAAGAUGUCUAAAAGCAGUUUAGUUCCUUCUAUAAAUGAUUUCGUAAUGAUAAAACCUAUAAGCAAAGGUGCUUUUGGAAAAGUGUUUUUAGGAGCUAAGGCAAACAAUUUUGACCUUAUAUACGCAAUAAAAAUAAUGUCUAAAGAAGAAAUGAGGAAAAAAAAUCUUGUAGAGAAAGUUACUUGUGAGCGAAAUGCUCUUGCAGUCAGUAAAUGUCCAUACAUCGUCCAUUUGUACUACUGUUUGCAAACCACCAGUCACAUAUAUUUGGUUAUGGAAUACCUCGUCGGUGGUGACCUUAAGUCACUUUUGCUGGUUAUGGGCUGUCUUCAAGAAUCUCACGCUGCUAUCUAUACUGUUGAAAUUGCAAUAGCCUUGGAAUAUCUUCAUACACAUGGAAUAAUUCACCGUGAUCUUAAACCGGAUAAUAUACUUAUUGACUCCAAAGGACAUUUAAAGCUGACGGAUUUUGGGUUGUCUACUAUAACAUGGAAGCGUCCCUUGCAGCCAAGUGACGUUUUGAAUACACCAUCUGUCGUUCCGUUACCUUUUCAAUACUACCGAACUCCUGGCCAACUUAUCUCGCUGACAACUGAACUGGCUUUCACAGAUACACCUAUCAUACAUAAAACUCAUGAGGUUCUGGAGGAACGCUUAUUGACUUCGCGGGAUGACGAUGCCAAAACGUGUUUCUCCCCCCAGUGUUUAUCUUCAGCAAAAAAUUACUUUACUAAUUGCGAUGUUUCAAAUUCAUUGCAUAAAUCCUCUUCAGAACCUUGUUUUGGGUCUGUAGCAUUUUUCGAUGGACAACAUAUCUGUGAUUUACAACGAUUCAGAAGUUUUAGUGAUUUUGGUAAUAAAUCAUGGAAAUCUCACUUUCGUCAACAUUUGGUUCUUUGGUCACCAAUGUCCAGAAAAUCGCAUGCCAGGUGUUCUCAAAAUUUUGAAACAUCGGAAAUCCAUUCAGAUGAGCUACAGACGUCUUACUCAAGUCAAGUUAAUUCUCUUAGAACUGGCUAUAAAUUAUGUCACCGUCAACGUCAUAACUACAAUCCACUUCCGAAAAAUGGACCAACUUCUGACUUAUCUGGUACUCAUAGUUUAGCAAUUGACAAAUCAAAAACAUCAGUAACUUUGAAGCCAUCAUAUCACAAUCAGGAAUGUCAGAAUGUGGAAAAAAUGCUUAGAAAUACAGCUUCGUGUUUGGAAAUUUCUUCUUUAAAUAGAGAUAUUCAGGAUUUGGUUUUGAACUCCUCUCCAUAUAAUCUGACUGAUAGAAAUGAUUUAAAGCGAAAUACUUCGACGGAAAAUAUGUUGUCUCCAGUUGAAAAAGCCAGAUUGAGCCUGUUCCGUCAUUCACCAUUAUCCCACUGUUUAGGUAUAAGUGGCGAUUAUUUAUUAAAUGAUAUUGAUCUCUCGAAUCCAUCUAUGGAUGACUGUAUAACUUCUCCAGUGUUACUUAAUACACCUUUAAAAUUUCCUCAUCAUUCUCCUGCUUCUAUAGUUAAAAAAAGUAGCAGACAUUUAACUCGGAAUUUCCACCCAGUCGAAUCAGAAAGUAAUCUUCCUGCUCAAACAUUGCUUUAUUCUAGUCCUUUAUGUUCCAUGCAUAUAAAUUCAACUUGUAAACGUCAGCGGUUCGACAACAAACUGAUCACUUCGUUGAAUAGUACACCAGCAAUAAGUCCACUUCAAGUUACUACAGAAUCACUUGAAAAUAUAUCAAAUCUAGAGAGCUUAUCUAGUCACUUGUUAGGUACUCCGGAAUAUUUGGCACCAGAAUUAUUACUUCAUCCUAAUUCUAAAAGUGCAUGCGAUAGUCCAGCUGUCGAUUGGUGGGCUUUAGGUGUUAUAUUAUUUGAAAUGUUAGUUGGUGUAACUCCAUUUGCAGAUGAAACUGUAGAAAAUGUGUUUCACAAUAUUCUAAGUUUAGAUAUACACUGGCCUGUUGCUACUACAUGUGGAUCAUCUUUUAACAUAAAUGAAUCACCACAAAAAAACUGUGAACUUUCACAAGCAGCUGUAAACUUAAUUAGUGGCCUCUUAUCCUAUAAUCAAACAGACAGACUUCAAGUUGCAAAUCAAAUAAAGUCAAGUGAUUUGUUAAUACCUGUUGGUGAUUGGAAUAAUUUACAUGAUUUAGAAAUGCCUUUCAUUCCUGAUCCUGAUAAUUCAACAGAUACAUUUUAUUUUGAUAUUCGUAAUCGGUACAAUCAAUAUAGCGAAGAGGAUCUAUGUGCAAAUGUGAAAUGACGAAGUCUAUGACUUAAUUAAUUAAUUUUCGCUGUACAGAUGAGUAGGUGUAACAGAUAGUGUCAUUUAAAACUGCUUUUUAAGUAUGAAGCACGUAUUUUAGAGUAGGUUUCAUAAGCUUAAAAUAACUACACUUGCAUUCGCAUUGCCUUAUUUUCUGUUUCUGUAAACAUUUGAAUCUAACCCUUGAUGAAUAUACACCUUCAUUAAGUUUAUUUGUCCAUUGAAUAUUGACUUAGUUCCUGCCUGUUUUAAGUGGUUCGUUAUUGUGUUCCUCUUUACUUCCAUUAGUUGUUUGGAAUACGCUGUUCUACUUACAUUUGUAAUCGGCUCUUAAUUUUACUCUACCUGACACAAAAUAAAUCAAUUGAAUUUAAUUCUCUUGGAAUUGCGGGAUAACAUAGAACGACGGUAUCUGGAUUCAGGUCGAAAUUAGGACUUACCUCAACAGUGUUCAACCUCUUACGACUACGCUUAUGUUUAUAUUGGCGGGAUCAACUAAUCUCAUGUUUACAGUGAGAUUAAUCUCAUCCAUCUCUUGAAAUUCUAAUCUUUACGCUUGCUUACGAGAGCUUUUAUGAUUAUAUCUCUACGUUUAGUAAGGGACAGGAAGACGCGAUGGGACGUGUUUGGUAUCUAACGAUGAUUGUUAACGGUGUAUUCUUACGUUAACAUGCAUAAUUGAAGAAUAAAUAACUGCGUCUGAGCACCCAAUUGUUGGAGGUUAUAAUGCUUUCAAUAGACUAUCUUCCGCUUCACUUGGUGUGUUGCCUUCCC